AUGGCGGAUACUAAAAAUAUUGCUGUUCUGGACUCCUCAAUAGUCGACCGCCUCCCCGCCUCCUCCUCCACCCUCUUCGCCGCCAAAGCCUCCAAACGCCUAACCUUUGAAUCGAUCGCCUCCUCUCUCGGACGCAGCGAAGUCGCCGUCGCAGCGCUCUUCUAUGGCCAAGCGCAAGCGAGUGUUGAGGAUGUGAAGAAGCUGGCGGAGAUACUGGAUGUGGAUGAGAAGAAAUUGGGAGAACAGCUGUUGGGUUUUCCGGAUAGAGGGAGGGCGGGUCCGAUGCCGCCGGUGGAGCCGUUGAUUUAUAGGUUGUAUGAGGUGGUGCAGAAUUACGGGUAUGCGUAUAAAGCCAUCUUGAACGAGAAGUUCGGCGAUGGUAUCAUGUCUGCAAUCUCGUUUAGCACGAAGGUCGAUAAGGAGAUUGAUGAGCAGGGGAAUGCCUGGGCGGUUAUUACAAUGAGGGGAAAGUGGUUGCCAUUUACUCGAUUCUAG
Molecule: messenger RNA, 495 nt
Organism: Cadophora gregata
Lineage: Eukaryota; Fungi; Ascomycota; Leotiomycetes; Helotiales; Ploettnerulaceae
Gene: CYN1
Product: Cyanate hydratase
Exons: 4
Coding region: 1-495 (164 amino acids)
Molecular function (GO): cyanate hydratase activity; DNA binding
Source: RefSeq, a predicted model, not a curated record